Molecule: messenger RNA, 2752 nt
Organism: Entelurus aequoreus (snake pipefish)
Lineage: Eukaryota; Metazoa; Chordata; Actinopteri; Syngnathiformes; Syngnathidae
Gene: ap4b1
Product: adaptor related protein complex 4 subunit beta 1
Exons: 14
Coding region: 147-2681 (844 amino acids)
Biological process (GO): intracellular protein transport; vesicle-mediated transport
Cellular component (GO): membrane coat; clathrin adaptor complex
Source: RefSeq, a predicted model, not a curated record
CAAACAGCAAUUUACUCUCCGACCACCAGGGAGCAGCAUUCCCAUGAAAAGUAAAGCAGAAGAAAAAACACGGAAGUGCAUGUUUACGGCAAAGUAAACAACCUUGUCAUCCAAGGAGUGAUUAAAAGCGGUUGUCUGCUGCCCCCAUGCCAUACCUUGGCAACGAGGACAUGGUGAAGGACCUGAGGAGAGCUCUGUCCAACCCUCACGUCCAGUCGGAUCAGCUGCGUUACAGGAACGCCAUCCUCAAAGUGAUUAAGCUGAUGUCGCAAGGCGUGGAUGUGUCCAACCUGUUCAGCGAGAUGGUCAAAGCGUGUGCCACAGUAGACGUGGUCCAGAAGAAGCUGGUCUACGUCUUCCUGUGCUCCUAUGCCGCGUUGAACCCAGAGCUGUCGCUGCUGGUCAUCAACACACUGAGGAAAGACUGCCAGGAUCCAAACCCCAUGGUGCGCAGCUUGGCCUUGAGGAACAUGACCAACCUGAGGUUACCCGGUCUGGUGGAGUAUGUGGAGCAGCCUUUGUCAGCAGGACUGAGGGACAGAGCUGCCUGCGUGCGACGGGUUGCUGUGCUCGGCUGGGCCAAACUGCACAAUCUCCAACCCAAUUCUGAGACAGAUGCCUCAGUGGUGAAUGAGCUGUAUGGCCUUCUGAGGGACCCGGAUCCCAUCGUGAUGGUGAACUGCCUUCGAGCUCUGGAGGAGAUCCUUAAGGAGGAAGGCGGGGUCACCAUCAACAAACCCAUCGCUCAUCACCUUCUCAACAGGCUGAAGGAAUGUGACGUGUGGGGUCAGAGUGAGGUGCUGAAGAUCCUCCAGCGCUACCAGCCUCAUUCCGAUGAUGAGCUCUUCGACAUCCUCUCCCUGCUGGACUCCUCUUUAGUCAGCCCGCACCCUCCCGUGAUGGCCGCCACACUGAGCCUCUUCCUCAGCCUAUCUUCUGCCUUGCCUGCCGUCAGCCUGGCGGCCUUGAAACGAGUACAGGGCCCACUACUGGCCGCCUGUGGGAGUGCGUCCAGAGAGAUGAGGUUCACUGCGCUCUGCCACAUCCAGUUGCUGCUGCGGUCUGUCCCUGGCCUGAUGGGGGCACACUACAAGCGUUUCUUCUGUGGCUAUGCUGAGCCAGCCUUUAUCAAGCAGAGGAAGAUGCAGGUGCUGGUCGAGCUGGUGAAUGAUGAGAAUGUAGCGAUGAUACUGGACGAGCUGAAGGAAUAUUGCACCGAUGUCAACACCGACACUGCCCAGGCCGCAAUAUCGGCUAUUGGUCGUAUUGGGAGGAGCUACAGUGACAGAUGUCUCAAAAUCCUCAUCGGCCUGCUUGGGCUCAAACAAGAGCACAUCACAUCCGCGGUGGUGCAGACGAUGCGAGAUCUGGUGUGGGUGUGUCCUCAGUGUAGUGAGACUGUGUGUUCUGCUUUGGAGGGGUGUGAGGAGACGCUACAGGACAGCCAGGGCAAGCAGGCCUUGCUGUGGUUCCUGGGAGCAUAUGGCGAUAGAGUCUCCAGCGCCCCCUACACGCUGGAGGUGUUCAUUGACACUGUGAGGUGUGAGACGUCACCAGGGGUCAAGAUGGAGCUGCUGACCGCCUCUGUAAGGUUGUUUUUGUGCCGCCCUGCUGAGACGCAGGACAUGCUUGGAAGACUGCUGCACUACUGUAUAGAUGAGGAGACUGACAUGUGCGUGCGCGAUCAGGCGCUUCUCUACUAUCGCCUUCUACGAUGCGGGGUUGACGAGACACGCAAGGUCCUCCAGGGUCGGAGGUCAGACCCGUCCCUUGGCGUUCUUAUUGGCCGUCCCGCAGAGCCGCCAAGCCAGUGGGCUCACGCUUUCAACACGCUGAUGCCUCUCUGGCAGAACGCCGCGGGGACAGAGUCCGUCAACAGCGACGACUUUGAUCACAUGACCUCUGACCUCGCAGACCCUCUGGACGCUGAAGUUGAAGGUGUUCCUGCAGACACACCUGCAGACAACUUGGCGACCAAGCCCCGCCUCUCCUCUGUUGGUCUUCCAGACGCACCUGCAGACAACUUGGCGACCAAGCCCCGCCUCUCCUCUGUUGGUCUUCCAGACGCACCUGCAGACAACUUGGCGACCAAGCCCCGCCUCUCCUCUGUUGGUCUUCCAGACGCACCUGCAGACACCUUGGCGACUAGCGCUGUUGUCCCUAUUAGUUUGUUCCCGACUCUCAGCCCUCAGGAGUUUGAACGUCUGUGGCUGCAAGGUGUGGAGCAUGCUGAGGAAAAGUUGGAUUUUGUGUGCCGGACGGAACACCUCCAGGGUCCAAACGUGACCCGCGUUUCGCCACAAAGCCUUCAGGCCGCCUUGCAGCUGCUCAACAUCCACACGCUGGCCUUCACGCCGCCACGCACGCUGCCAUGGCGGAUCUACGUGUACACGCACACGGCCGCCCCGCCCCGCACUACACUUGUCCUGGCGGAGCUGCUCUACCAGGAGGCGGGCGCACAUGCGGCCGCUGCAGACGGCGAGGACACCGACGAUGCGGCGGCACUGGCCGAUGGCGAGGAGGAAGCCACGUUUGGAGGAGGUGAGACGGCGAGGGAAAGGGCAGACGUGAAGGAAAUACAGGUGACUUUAAAGCAGCGGCCAAGAGACGACAACGCUCUGAAGGAUGUUCUCUCUGUGCUGACGACUGUACUUCACACGCUGUCCUGCCAGACUUCUUAAAUUCUUGUUUUAAUACCUUUGAAAAUAUACGCUAAAAAAAACCUCCAUGUUUGUACGCUGCAUCAAGGGAU